Tarenaya hassleriana is the source of this 1169-nucleotide messenger RNA. Its product is annotated as probable 2-oxoglutarate-dependent dioxygenase At3g49630. Bases 105 to 1097 code for a protein of 330 amino acids. Lineage: Eukaryota; Viridiplantae; Streptophyta; Magnoliopsida; Brassicales; Cleomaceae. The transcript is spliced from 12 exons. Gene Ontology annotation, molecular function: dioxygenase activity. The record is from RefSeq and is a predicted model, not a curated record.
UUGCAUGCAACAGUCCACGUUUACAAAGCCCUCGUAUACUUCGUUCACCUCCAAUAUCCACACAUCAAGCACCUGCGAACGAUAGCUUCAUCGUUGUCGUCGAGAUGGCGACGGAUUUCAAAUCUCUUCCUGUUAUUGAUGUUGGUCCUUUGCUGGAUAAGUGUGAUGAUCCAGACAUGGCCGAGGAUGCUGGUGUUGCGGAAGUUGUCCGGCAGCUCCACCGGGCUUGUCGGGACGCCGGAUUCUUCUACGUGAUUGGCCAUGGAAUUCCUGCGGGGCUAAUCAAAGAGGUUAGAGAGAUCUCGCAUGAGUUCUUUCAGCUUCGUUACGAGGAAAAGCUGAAGAUCAAACUGACUCCGGCUGCUGGAUACAGGGGAUAUCAGAGAAUUGGAGAAAAUGUAACCAAGGGAAAACCAGAUAUGCAUGAAGCCAUUGAUUGUUACAGAGAAAUCGAGCCGAAGGCAUAUGGGGAUCUAGGAAAAGUGAUGGAAGGACCAAACCAGUGGCCAGCAAAUCCUCCAAUGUUCAAGGUGCUGAUGGAAGAGUAUAUCGGCCUCUGCACAGAUCUUUCUAGAAAGAUCUUGAGGGGAAUUUCCCUUGCUCUGGGUGGAUCACCAUACGAGUUUGAGGGCAAGAUCGGAGGAGACCCAUUUUGGGUAAUGCGUAUUAUCGGGUAUCCAGGUGGCCGGGGCGCGAAUGGCAGUGGCAACCCAGAACAUGACGUAGGAUGUGGAGCUCACACUGACUAUGGCUUGUUAACUCUGGUCAAUCAAGAUGAUGACAAAACUGCUCUUCAGGUAAGGAACAUUUCUGGGGAAUGGAUAUCAGCUGUCCCGAUCCCGGGGUCGUUUGUCUGCAACAUCGGCGACAUGUUGAAGAUACUGUCAAACGGCAUAUACGAAUCUACCCUUCAUAGAGUUAUCAACAAUUCUCCAGCAUAUCGCGUCUGUGUGGCUUUCUUCUAUGAGACGAAUUUCGACGCGGUGGUGGAGCCUUUAGACAUUUGCAAACAGAAGGGCCGAGCAAACGUAGUUUUCCAAAGAGCUGUAUAUGGAGAGCAUCUUGUUAGCAAAGUCCAAACAAACUUUGCAAUGUAAUGUAAGUAACAUUUCUCUCAGACUUGUGUCUGAGAGAAGACUUUGCGAUGUUAAGAAUCUGUCUUUCUCAUA